AUGCUUGACAUGCUUAAUAUCCGUGGACGACACCCAGCCACGCCCAGUGAGAAUGCUCUUCAGCUUGUGCACAUUACCGGGACGCUGUCUUGGCUGGAGAGCUUUCCCUAUGUACUGCCCUGCCACCUUGUGAAAGCGCUGCAGCCCCUUUCUGCAGCUCCCUUCUGCAGCUCCACCCACCCAAACGAACAACUCUACAUGCGAGAAAAGAGUUAUGGGAAGAAGAUCUCCGUAUGCAUUGUCAGCGGAUACCAAUCAUAA
Molecule: messenger RNA, 261 nt
Organism: Penicillium taxi
Lineage: Eukaryota; Fungi; Ascomycota; Eurotiomycetes; Eurotiales; Aspergillaceae
Product: 3-hydroxy-3-methylglutaryl-coenzyme A reductase
Exons: 1
Coding region: 1-261 (86 amino acids)
Source: RefSeq, a predicted model, not a curated record